AUGGAACAGUACUUUACUGCAACAAGGGUGCCAGACGCUGAUAAGUUGAAUAUUACCGCAAUGUAUUUGUCGGGUGAUGCAAAACUUUGGUGGAGGACUCGAAAUGCAGACAACGUGAGUGCUGGUCGUCCUAGAAUUGAUACAUGGGAUAAGCUUAUAAAAGAAAUGCGCGACCAAUUUCUUCCUAGCAAUGCAUCUUGGCUUGCAAGGGAUAAAUUGAAAAGGUUAAGUCAGACGGGUUCAGUGAGGGAAUAUAUAAAAGAAUUUACCUCUGUGAUGUUAGACAUACAAAAUAUGUCUGAUGAGGACAAACUUCACAAUUUCAUUUCGGGCAUGCAAGGCUGGGCUCAAAACGAAUUACGAAGGCAGAAUGUUAAAGAUCUGCCUGGGGCAAUUGCUGCUGCUGAUUCGUUGGUGGAUUUCCGGACGACUCGUCCUUCGACAGACGUCCCCUCCACUUCAAAAACUAAGAAAAAGAGUGAGAAGAAAGGGGAAUGGAGAAAGGAUAGUCGUAAAGAAAAUACAAAUGAUAAGGGAAAGGGACAAAUGAGGGAUGGGAAAGACAGACCAAAGAAUAAAGAUGGAAAUUCUAAGGGCUGUUGGACUUGUGGUGGUCCUCAUUUGGCCAAAUCUUGUCCAAACCGGGAAAAGGUGAAUGCUAUGCUUGCUGGAAAUAUGAGUCAAAGGGAGGAGGACGAAGAGAUUGUGGCUGCAAUGGAAAAUCCAUUGGGAUUGUCUUUUAAUCACAUUAUGGGGAUUAACAAUGUUGGGGAAAUCUCCAGCACUUCGAAUCCUCAUGCUUCCUUGAUUCAUAUAGAAAUGAAAGUAAAAGAACAACGUGUGAUGGCAAUGGUUGAUACAGGGGCCACACAUACGUUUGUAGAUGUGAAGGUUGCUACAAAAUUGGGGCUGAAGUUGUCUAAAAGCCCUUCCUACGUCAAAACAGUCAACGCUAAGGCACAAGCCAUUGUGGGCAUGGCUUAUGGGGUGUCUAUGUCGACUGGAAGUUGGGUGGGAAAACAUAACUUGACGGUGAUGCCGCUUGGUGACUUUGAAAUCAUACUUUGGAUUGAUUUCCUAAGGAAAUUCCAGUUUGUUCCGUUUCCUCACUUAGAUGGAGUGAGGGUCAUGAAUGGGAGCAAUGCUGGCUUUCUCCAAGGUGUUCAUCCGUUUGGGAACAUUAAUGAAGUUGCAAAGAAGAAAGACAAGGGUAUGUUGUUGUCUGCUAUGUCAAUCGAGAAAGGGCUGAAGAAAGGUGAAGACACUAUACUUGCUGCCUUGGUCGAAGUAAAACCUGAUGUGAAGAUGGAAGUGCCUGAUUGUGUUGGUGAAUUGCCUAAACAGUAUGCUGAUGUUAUGCCGCCUGAAUUACCAAAGAAGUUACCACUAAGGAGAGAUAUAGAUCAUAAGAUUGAGUUGCUGCCUGGUACGGUUGCUCCUGCACAGGCUCCUUAUCGUAUGGCUCCUAAGGAAUUGGUUGAAUUACGCAAACAAUUGAAUGAAUUGCUAGAUGCUGGAUUGAUUCAGCCGUCUAAGGCUCCGUAUGGUGCUCCUGUUCUAUUCCAAAAGAAACAGGACGGGACAAUGAGAAUGUGUGUGGACUACCGGGCGCUGAAGAAGGCAACUAUAAAGAACAAGUAUCCGGUUCCGUUGGUGCAAGACUUGAUGGAUAGGUUAAGCAAGUCAUGCUGGUUCACAAAACUUUAUUUGAGGGCAGGUUAUUGGCAGGUUAGGAUAGCAGAGGGUGAUGAACCAAAAACUACAUGUAUAACUAGAUAUGGUUCUUAUGAAUUCCUUGUAAUGCCGUUUGGGCUGACUAAUGCCCCGGCAACGUUUUGCAACUUAAUGAACAAUGUACUGUUUGACUAUCUUGAUGACUUCGUUGUUGUUUACUUAGAUGAUAUUGUCAUAUAUAGUCGAACAUUGGAAGAACAUGUUAAUCACCUAAGUCUGGUUUUGUCUCAAUUGAGGAAAUACACGCUUUAUGUCAAGAUGGAAAAGUGUGAAUUCGCUCAACGAGAGAUAAAGUUCUUGGGGCAUCUUGUUAGUAAAAACCAAGUUCGAAUGGAUCCUAAGAAAGUGCAGGCCAUUGUUGAUUGGCAGGCACCUCGUCAUUUUAUUGCUGGUUACUCAAAGAAGACAGUGUCUUUGACAGAUUUGUUGAAGAAAGAUGCAAAGUGGGUUUGGUCUGAACGGUGUGAAGAAGCAUUUCAGAAUUUGAAGGAUGCGAUCGCAUCUGAACCUAUACUCAAAUUGCCUGAUUUUGAGUUACCGUUUGAAGUGCACACUGAUGCGUCAGACAAGGCAAUUGGUGGCGUAUUAGUGCAGGAAGGUCAUCCAGUAGCCUUUGAAAGCAGAAAGUUGAAUGAUGCUGAACAAAGAUACUCAGCACAUGAGAAAGAAAUGGUUGCGGUAGUACACUGUUUGCAGGUUUGGAGAGUUUAUCUCUUGGGCACUCGAUUUGUGGUGAGAACUGAUAAUGUAGCAAAUACAUUUUUCAAGACACAGAAAAAGUUGAGUCCUAAACAAGCACGGUGGCAAGAAUUCCUGUGCAACACAAGUUCAAGUGCUUGGGUGUUGGCAAGGCAGCUUGAACGUGCAUGGCUUACGUGCGGGCUAAGGGCGUUGGCAAGACAGCAUGUUGGCUUGAUGAAGCAAGGCUGUGAAGACUUGGCAAUGUCAGGGACAAAGGCAGUUCACCCGAAAUGGCUGAAAUAA
This is a messenger RNA of Solanum pennellii, 2718 nucleotides long. RefSeq lists its product as uncharacterized. The record is from RefSeq and is a predicted model, not a curated record. Bases 1 to 2718 code for a protein of 905 amino acids. The transcript is spliced from 3 exons. NCBI's taxonomy places the organism in Eukaryota, Viridiplantae, Streptophyta, Magnoliopsida, Solanales, Solanaceae.